Molecule: messenger RNA, 1374 nt
Organism: Solanum tuberosum (potato)
Lineage: Eukaryota; Viridiplantae; Streptophyta; Magnoliopsida; Solanales; Solanaceae
Product: beta-D-glucosyl crocetin beta-1,6-glucosyltransferase-like
Exons: 1
Coding region: 1-1374 (457 amino acids)
Molecular function (GO): UDP-glycosyltransferase activity
Source: RefSeq, a predicted model, not a curated record
AUGGAUGCUUCAAUGGAGAUCAAUCAAAAGUCGAUUCGCGUUCUUAUGUUUCCGUGGUUAGGACAUGGACACAUCUCUCCUUUCUUUGAGCUAGCUAAAAAGCUCGUUAAGAGAAACUUCACUAUUUUCUUAUGCUCAACACCCGCGAACUUCAUAUCUAUUAAACAAAAGCUCAUCAAUGAAGACUUAACCGAAAAAAUCCACCUUGUUGAUCUUCGACUUCCAUCUCUUCCUGACCUACCUCCUCAUUACCAUACCACCAAUGGUCUUCCUUCCCACCUCAUGUCCACUCUCAAGAAGGCCUUCGCGAAGGCUCGUCCAAUUUUCACUCAAAUUAUCAAUUCUAUCGAGCCUGACUUACUUAUUUAUGAUUUACUUCAACCAUGGGCACCUAAGGUAGCCGCGGAGAAAAACAUUCCAUCUGUUGUUUUUGUUACUAGUAGCGCGACUAUGUUCUCCUACAUGUUUCAUACUUUUAGGUACCCUAACUCAGAGUUUCCUUUCUCUUCUAUUUAUUAUCGCGAUUAUGAGCUAGCACGUAUGGUUAAAAAUCAAGAGUUGGAGCCAAUUGAGCAACAACAAAAGGAUAACACUAGUGUUAAGUUGUGUUUCAAGAGGUCUUCUAACAUUGUUUUGAUCAAAGGUUUUAAGGAAAUUGAUGGUCAAUAUUGUGACUAUAUAUCUAGUUUGACUAAAAAGAGAGUUGUUCUUGUUGGUCCACUUGUUCAAGAACCAACAAGUGAAGAUGGUAAUUCACAAAUUUUAACAUGGUUGAAUCAAAAGUCAAAAGGGUCAACUAUUUUUGUGUCAUUUGGGAGUGAAUAUUUUUUGUCACAAGAGGAUAGGGAAGAGAUUGCUCAUGGGUUGGAGAAAAGUAGGGUUAACUUCAUUUGGGUUGUGAGGUUUCCGAAAGGUGAGAAACUCAAACUUGAACAAGCGUUGCCACGAGGCUUUUUCAAGAAAGUAGGUGAAAGAGGGAUGGUAGUUGAAGAUUGGGCCCCACAAGCAAAAAUAUUAGGAAACCCUAAUAUUGGUGGAUUUGUCAGUCACUGUGGAUGGAAUUCUGUCAUGGAAAGCAUGAAAAUUGGUGUGCCAAUAAUUGCUAUGCCAAUGCAUCUUGAUCAACCAUUGAAUGCUAGGCUUGUGGAAGAAGUAGGUAUUGGAUUGGAAGUUGUUAGGGACAAAGAUGGAAAACUUGAUGGAGAACAAAUUAGUGAAAUUAUCAAUAAGGUUGUUUUGGAGAAAGAAGGAGAAUCCAUAAGGGAAAAAGCUAAGAUAAUGAGUGAGACAAUAAGAGUCAAAGGUGAUGAAGAGAUUGAUGAUGUUGUUCAAGAAUUGUUCAACCUUUGCAAGACUAGAUCAAAUGUUGUCUAG